Sardina pilchardus (European sardine) is the source of this 4342-nucleotide messenger RNA. RefSeq names its product transcription intermediary factor 1-alpha-like. Gene Ontology annotation, molecular function: protein binding; zinc ion binding. Gene Ontology annotation, cellular component: chromatin. Bases 1 to 2973 code for a protein of 990 amino acids. The transcript has 18 exons. The record is from RefSeq and is a predicted model, not a curated record. NCBI's taxonomy places the organism in Eukaryota, Metazoa, Chordata, Actinopteri, Clupeiformes, Clupeidae.
AUGGAUGUUGCCUUAAUGGAGAAUGAGGCGGAGGGCGUAUCAGUCAGGAGGGAAACUGAUAAGUCGCUAUGCACCUUGAGCUACUUAGAAAUCUGUGCAGAAUGCAAGCAGACUUUUCACAACCGCGAAGCAAUGCUAUUGCCAUGUCUUCAUUCAUUAUGCAAGGCAUGUGUGCCAUUGCCCUGGCGGAGUUUGGUGACCUCCGAUCAACGAGGAGCUUCUCCAGCCAACCAAGGGUCCAAACCACUGAAUGUGAUUCGCUGUCCAAUGUGUCGACAAGAGUGCAUGGAUGUGGAUGUGAUGGAGAACUUCUUUGUGAGGGACUCAGUAGAGAUGCCCAGUUCCACGGUGGAUAAGCCUUCUCAGCUGUGUCUAAGUUGUGAUGACAACACUGUGGCCUCUGGCUUCUGCGAGGAGUGUGUGGAGUUUCUGUGUGUCACAUGCAUUGACGCCCACCAGAGGGUGAAGUUCACCAAGGACCAUCACAUCCGACAGCAGGAGGAGCUAUCUCAAAAACUGGGGACUUCCACACCAAAGCCAGUGUUCUGUGAUGUUCAUAAGCAAGAGCCCCUGAAAUUGUUUUGUGAGACAUGUGAUCGUCCCACAUGCAGGGACUGUCAGCUGCUGAAGCACAAAGACCACAAUUAUCAGUUUUUAGAAGACGCAUAUAGAAACCACAGAAGGAACAUGGAGGAUAUGGUUUUUCAACUUCAAGAGAAAAGAAAAUGCAUUGAAGAAGUUUCAAACUUAAUAAAUAAUGGGCUUGCUCAGGCUGAUGAAAACUACACAACAGUUCACAAUGAGAUCAAGAGUUCAAUGUGCAGUUUGAUUUUAGAGAUUAAUAAAAAGGGGAAAAUGUUGUUAAACCAGUUGGAGAGUCUUACAAAAGAUCACCGUAACAGUCUUAAGAAACAACAACAGGAUGUUAGUUCUUUAUCCAGGCACUUGGAUCAUGUGAUCACCUUUACUAAAUGGGCCACUGGAAGCAAUGGUGGCACUGCCCUCCUCCAGUGCAAACGCCUGAUUCUUUUCCAGAUUAGGAACCUGCUGAGGACUAAAUGCAGCACGGCAUUCGUGCCACAGAACAUCGUCCACUUCCAGGGCAAGUCAGGAUACUGGGCCUCCAAUGUUGAACUUGGCUCUUUAGUGGUGGAAAACAUCCCAGGUCUUCAGCUGAACGGCUUCCAGGGCCUCUGCCCCGUGAACCACCCCGGGCAGGGCUCUCCCGCCAGCCUCCCCCCGGGUCCCUCCCAGCAGUCGUGGCACAGCACGCUGGCUCAGCUUCAGAUGCAGGUGGAGAGGCUCGCACCACAGCAGCUGCCACCACCAGCUCCCCCUCCCCACUGGUCAUGGUGCCAGAGUGUGCCUCUCCCUCGGCCACCAUCCAUCCGCCCCCAGAGAGGCUCGGAGGUACCGCAGGGCUUCCAUCCAAUGGCUCAUCAGGGCCGGGGGUUUAUGCCCCCCCAGCACCACCAGUUUCGCCCCAGCAGUGCUAUGAAAAGCCCUGGAUCGCCAAAUCAGAAUUUAAGGGGAGUCGUGAUGAGCCCUGGCUGUCCCCCCAGACACAUGGACGGUAUUCAGGCUCGGAGCACACUCCUGUACUCCCACUGUACACCCCUGGCUAGCAAUGACCAACUGAGCUCUCCCUUCUCCCUACAGCAGAGGAAUGACAUGGGUUUCUCCUCACCCUUACCAAGACCCACCCUUCCACAAACAACCUUCAUUCCAGGAAAUGGUGGUCCAAGCUAUCAACAUCAUUGCAAAUCUCCACAUGCACAUCCUGAUAAAGAAACUAAGGUGUCUGUGGAGGCAUGCAGCUCAGCAGCAAAGCGCCGCAGACGCUCAUCUCCAGGCCCCGUCAUCGUCAUUAAAGACGAACCUGAAGACCUGGACGACAUGAGAUAUAUGCAGUGCCGCCUGAGACCUAGUCUCCCAGACAGCACAGCGGAUCAAGGCCAGACUCCACACGAUGUGCUCAAAGACGGUUCUCACCACAACACGGGGGUCCAAACUGUGGUCUCACAACACAGAACGCCGGACUGGCCACUAGUUGCUCAGCACAAGACCAAAGCAGAAACCUCGCAGGUUCCGCAACAGGGUAUGACUGGCCAGUCCAGUGUUUCUUUCCAGGACUCUGAAAAACAGACUUUGACCUCUCAGCAGGGCACUGAGGGUCAGUCCUCUCGAAAUGCUGGUGCAGAGCAGACGCAGGCCACAGAGUCCAGCUCGGGACCGCUGCCUUCCUCUGACGCCUCCUCUAAUGACUCCACGCAAAGCCCUCGACAGAGCGCUGAUGAGGCCCGGUUCAAAGGUCACGACCAGAGAGCCAGCACCCCACAGCCGUCAUUGCAGGCCCCUUCAGGGAAGCCUGAGGCUGUGCAGAAACCAGAAACGGAGGAGCCCAGUGAGGACUGGUGCAGCGUGUGCCAGACAUGGGGAGAGCUGCUGUGUUGUGACAAGUGCUCUAAAGUGUACCACAGCUCCUGUCACAUCCCACCGCUCCUCAAACCGCCUCGUGGUCAGUGGUUUUGCUCACUUUGUCGAGACCUCUACAAACCUGAGAUGGCGUACGACAGUGAAAUUCUUACGGAGACCACAAUGGAGACUGAGGCCUCUGCCAUGAUGGAGCCCGUGGAUAAAAGGAAAUGUCAGAGGCUUCUACUACAGAUAUAUAGCAGUGAAUUAAGUGCAGAAUUCAGGAGGUCAUUGCCCCUUACCUUUGAACACCAACAAUGUGACUCAGAUAAGACACCAGUGCCACUCGCCGUGGUGAAAAGCAAGCUUGAGUCACAGCAAAGUUCACUACUUCACUACUGUAAGCCAGCUGAGUUUGUCUCGGAUGUGAGAAUCGUCUUCAGAAACUAUUUCAACUUUCAUGAGACAGACUCAAAUCUUAAGGCUGCAGUAGAAAACCUGGAGAAGUUAUUUGAGGAACAGUUGAAGAGUAUGUUUCUUGAAAUCACAUUUCUGUAAGUUUGGUAUGGCGCGAGGCAUUUAUAGCUCAGACCACAUUUUCCAAUGGUGAUAACUACUAAAGCAUCUCAAAGAGUGCAGACAAAAGUUCUGACUCUUCAAAAUACAGUGAGUACUGUGACUUGAGCUAGGUGGGCAGUUAUGCCAAAGGCCUCAAAUCAAACCCAUGGCUCACCAGCACAGUCAUGAACACAACAAGACAUUUAAGAAUGAAUGAAGCAGGCACAUCUGUCAGUAGAGGGGACAUUCAGAUUUAUUUACAGUGUUGUGCUUGUUCUCAUGCCAGAGAAACACAUCACACAACUCAGAAGAACAGAGAUGGUAAAUACUGUAGGCUCAUGACUUCAGUGGAAAGUUGGUUUGAGGACAGUGUGUGGGCUUCUGUUCUAACCUUGAGCAUGCUCCAAAACGUUAGAGAUUAAAAGGGUUCAACGCAAAGGGAACCAAUGCCAAGUUAGCUUAACAUAGAGACAUAGCUGCCCUGUUAUGUUUCCAAAUCUGACUAGACAGACUAGAGCUGAAUUCCAGUCAAUAGCUGUUAGAUGUCUGUAUGACGAAAACACACAGACAUCUUUCAAUAAUUUUUAUCAGAUGAAAGUUUAUUUACAAAAGCAUCCAUUUUGAUAAUGUAGUUAUAAUUUGCCUUCUUGUAAUGUAACUGAUUGGCAGGCAUAUUGUACUGUGAAACAAUGUAUUAGAAUAUCUCCUUAAUAAGAGUAUACAAAUAUUUACUUUCAAUAUGGUUUUAUAGAGCUUGAAACAACCCAGACUACAGUGUUGGCUGACAAUUGAAUUGACUUGACCAUUAACACGCACAGAGCCUUUCUAGAAUCUUCUGAUAUCUUGGGAUUUCUCCAUUACCCUCUUCUGUAUACUCUUGGACAUACAGCCCUUAACAAGACAAACAGUAAAUUGAUCAUGUAAUGUCUUCAGAAGUUUACAUGUGGCAUGGAUACUGGCUUUCCAGUUGAAAUACAAUUUGUAAUCAGUGUUUUUUUAGAAUAACACACAUCUGCACUUAAUACAUACUGUAUGUGCAUACCACCAGCAGGAGGUGUUCCACAGAUGUAGCAAAGGCAGUAAAAGUCUUCAUUUUUAGAAUAUGAAUUGGAAAACAGCGUACUGAUAUUUCUGUCAAAUGGUGCAAUCAGGGUUCAGCAUAUAUUAAUGGAUUUUGAAAUCCAUUGACAUUUUGUUUACAUAUUUGGAUUCAUUAUUAUUUAUCUCUUAAUGAAUGUGUAUAUAAUGAUUUUGCCCUUAUAAUUGGGCACCUCAUUUUGUAGGUGACUGUCAUCAGCAUGAAAUGUGAUGGUGAUUAUGAAAAUACAUGUGAAUGCAUAUAUGGCCUAUUUAAAUGUAUGUUUGCUUA